This is a messenger RNA of Xyrauchen texanus (razorback sucker), 1311 nucleotides long. RefSeq names its product apolipoprotein O, b (gene apoob). Lineage: Eukaryota; Metazoa; Chordata; Actinopteri; Cypriniformes; Catostomidae. The coding region runs from base 103 to 759 and encodes 218 amino acids. Gene Ontology annotation, biological process: cristae formation. The transcript has 9 exons. The record is from RefSeq and is a predicted model, not a curated record. Gene Ontology annotation, cellular component: MICOS complex.
GAGAGAAUAGUGAUCAAAAAUCAUUUUAAAACGUUUCGAAAUAUUUACACGUCACUGAGCCGUUUGUCCUCACAGACUUGCCGUAGCAGAUUGAAACUGGACAUGUCAAAUGUUGUAAAAAGAGCCAAGUUUGUGCUGCCUGUGCCUGGAGCCCUUGGCCUGAUGUCUGCCACUGUUUUUGCUGCAAGCAAGGCCAAACAAAAUAGCACCACCCUAAUGACUGAUGAGCUCUCGCUGUAUAACACACCUGAGUCUCAGCAUAAGUAUGCGGAGCCUGAGGUUGGCCAUGUUGAGCAGGGUGUGUCAUCUCUGAGAAAGACAGCAGAACCUUAUAUGUCAUGGUGUCAGGAAAAGACACAGUUUGCCAUUGAGAAAGUACAGUCUUACUACAAGACUGUUGAGCCUGGUGUGAAUACCACCCAAAAGAUUGUAAGGGAUAUACAUGAGUUUUUAAAUGACCCUCCAUCUGAGUUCUACCCCAGUAUGGGUGUUGUAGGCUUCUCUGGAAUUCUGGGACUUUAUCUUGCGAAAGGCAGCACAGUGAGAAGGCUGAUCUUCCCCACUGGGCUAAUGGCUCUGAGUGCCUCUGUGUUCUACCCACAGCAUGCCGCCUCUGUUGCCAGGUUCGCAAAAGACUACAUACAUUCCCGGAGUUCAGAAGGACGAGUUGUGCUGGAGGAGCUGCUGAGAGGAAAGUCAUCAUCCAAAGGUUCAGAAGGCACAGAAAACAGACAGUCAAAAGUUGAGACAAAGCAGUAAGGAGUCACUGGUCUGAACCUGGAUUCUGUUCACUUAUAAAUGCCCAUUGGUAUUUGCUACAGCUACUUAAUAAUAAUAUUUACUGUAUAUUUAACAUUAGUGACCAACAUUAAGUUAAUAAUAUCUUGUUUUUGUAUAUGUAGUAUGUGUAAUACAUUCAUUAAAUGCAGGUAUAUGUAAUGUUGUGUACAGUACCCAAUUAUUUGGACCAACUUUAAAAGACGAGCAACUACCUGACUUCAAUCUGAAACUUUAGCCGUUUCGUUUGCCUUAUUUUCCAAACAACAUUUUGUGACUUUUAGGACAUUGGUCUCACAUAUGGGUCUGAUUGCAUUCCAGUUUUCAGUACAAGUGCUGGCUUUGUUUUCUCUUGAAAUUUUAAACUUAUAUGUUUUUAUAAUCAAUUUCAAAAAUCGCAUCGACAAGAGUCCGUCCCAUGUUACAUUAACACGGCCUAGUGUGGACAUUCACAAAGGGGCAUUCUGCAAAGUACAGCACACUCCAUGACCCCCAUGAGUUAUAAAACCCAUUUCUUCUCAUUUAUAGUGCACA